Molecule: messenger RNA, 3963 nt
Organism: Biomphalaria glabrata
Lineage: Eukaryota; Metazoa; Mollusca; Gastropoda; Planorbidae
Exons: 3
Coding region: 160-2004 (614 amino acids)
Source: RefSeq, a predicted model, not a curated record
AUCCGGAUUUUAAUUGAGGAAUUUCCAUUGGAUAUAAAUAGAAACUGAAGCCUAUAUGUUGGUCCAAGGAUUUCAUAGGAACAGUGUGUUGAUUUACUGCACGGGGCGUCUGGGAGAAAACUCUACAUUCUGUACUUACUGCUUUCCAUUGCUAUUGAAAUGGAUUAUUUGAGAUACUUGAGAGAGGCUCAGGACUUGGGUAUAGCGCGAGAACGUUUUCACAGCAUCUGGGAGACUGAGUCCAGAACGAAACAUCUCCAGGCUGAGAGUAGGCUCUUGGAAAUACAAAUUGAGAGGGAGAGACUUCUUGGACGGAUCCAUGAUGAGUCUGGAGUACCAGAAAGUGUUGAGAAAUUGACAACUGAAUUGCUUGUAUUAAAGAAUGACUUAAAACAUCAGAUGGGUGAGGGCUUCAAGUCUAUGAAGGAAAUAAUGAACUCGACAUAUACAAUGAAGUGCAACGACGAGCUGUGCAGUAACAACGAACUGAAGAACAUGCUUGUCCAGAUAAGGAUUCACAGUAAGAUCAUCUCUGACGAAAUCGUCAAAGUCAGGAACCAAAUGACCGUACUCCAAGAGACUGAGCUUAACCGCAAUAGAAAAAGAAAGCUGGACACUGGCGAUGGGAAGCUAGCUGCUAAAGACCAAGAGAGUUCAUCUGAGCAAGUUACGCCAUGUGGUCGCACGACGCCACAUAAAGAGACAACGCCACACAAAGAAUCAACACCACGCGAAGAAUCAACGCCACACAAAGAAUCACCACGUAAAGAAUUAGCACCACACGAAGAAUCAACGACCAUGGAGACUCAAGAAUUUAUGAUUGCAUCGGCCACUCCAGUGAAAUUACCGGCUGUCCCUCAAGAGACUGAAACCUUAACUACGUUAUAUUCAAGAGAAACAAACGCCAAAACAAUUCCGAGCACAGGAGAAUCUGAUGACCUAGAAAGAAGUGAAAAUCCUAAGUUAAAAAUAAACGAUUCACAAGAACAAGAAUUCACAAUAGUCCAGCAAGAGUAUCACCUAACCUCGCUUAAAACUAGAGAGGUAGAAAAUACUCAGGAGUCAGAAGUGUUCAUGGCACAAAAAGAAUCACCAUUACCAUAUGUUUGCACUUUUUCAACAGAAACAGAGGCGGCGAAACCAGAUAUCCCGCGUGCCUCUAUAGUAACAGAUAAGAGUCUUAAUGACAACGCUAAGUCUGCUUUAAUGUCAACAGCAGGUCAACAAGAUGCCAUAGUUUCUUCACCUUCUUCAGAUCUGUGUCCUACAGAAGACACGCCAAGGCUUGCAGAAAUGUCCGAACAAGACUCGUUCAAAUCAGACGAAACAGUAAAAUGUGAAGCUAUUGCCAGCGAGAACCCGACUAGUAAAGACAACACCAUGACAAGAAGGAAUGAUGAAAAGAAAAUGCAAUUGCGAAGAAAAGGUCCAACUUCCUUCAGUUUCAACCUCCAUGAUCGCACACCUAUCAGGAAUCGUGAAACAUAUGUAGAUAUUGUAGGCUAUCAUCCUGCUAGGUCAAGGUCUCGAUCAGAAAACUUUGACGGACACGGCGAAGAAAUGACUUUUACCGUUGACUGUGCGCAAGAAUUUGUCCUGGAUCGCAAGUUUCACAGAACUGGCUAUUACACAACCAAGCCGGUGCCUUGCAAGGUCCGGCUGAAUCUUGAGUUCAACGAAGUCAACCGGUUGAUUGUCCAGCUGUGCGUUCUGCCACAGCCACACAUCAGGAAAUGGCCGGUUUACUUUCAAGGGGAGGGCGAAAUUUACAACCCUGAGACAGAGAAAUACUCUCACCUCUGGACGUUUGAUUUGAGCCGGUGUCCAGAACCUGAGGAUGGAAGAGAGGUCAGAAUCAACGCCGACGUCUGCCUUGUAACAAGCUGGGCCAAGUACCAGAACGUCACAUAUGACAAGAUCAAAGAGCGGAAUUACGACAAGGGCAAUUAUUUAAAGAUUAAAUGGAGACUCUGUGCCUACAACGAGGAUUCGGCUUUAACAUGAUCAGGUUGUGUGCACAUCUACCUUCUCCUAAGUGGCGGGAAUUAAAAAAACAUUCAAAUGGAUUACCACACAGUUUUCAGUAAAAAAAAAUGGUCUAAAAUAACCUAAUAAUUUUGAUCUGAAAUAGUACUACAGCGUCUAAGUGUUUAAUUGUGCUGUUUCAUACGAAACGUAGUGCACACUGCGCUGGUUUUUAUAAAAUGUAGUGUCUGUCUAAGAAGAUAGAAAGUUACACUCUUAAGUCUUGAUUUUAAAAAACAUCUCUUCGUUUUUUCCCCAGCAAUUUAUGCCAUUCAGUCAAUCCGCCUACACCAUUCUAUUAUUAUCCACGUAGUCAGCAGUACAGAUUGAACAUUUUCACUUCUCGGUGAUAUAAAAAAGAAACCUAUGUAAUUGUAACACAAAAAAGUUGUUAGGUCAGAUAAUAAUGACAUUUCAACACAAUCAUACUAUAGACUAGAAGAUUAAUACCAGGUAGAUUUAUAGGGGUUGGAGAUGGUUUUGUGCUGCAAGUGGAAAUAAUUUUUAAAAUAUUUAUACUUUUUUUUUGACAUCAACAGCUUUUUUUUUAAAAAUGUGUCUUCUAUUUGUAAAUAGCUUUGAGAUUUCAUUGAGUUGUAAACAUCAGAAGAAUGAAGCUCAUUGCAAGAGUUUCAAGAUUAUUUUUAUGUUACUGAAUUUCCUAUGUAUCAACUAGUUUACAAAUCAGUUAUGUGCUGUGACAUGGUUUUACAAACAUUGACUUCAAAUAUUAUUUUAUUAUCGAGAUAGCAUUAUCUGCUAUUCCAUCUUGUUUCAAUCGUGUGUUAUGUUAUUAUGCCUUACGCUUUAUAUCGAAUCUAUAUGAUUUCACAAUACCAUAUUACACCAUAAUAUCCGCAUUCUAGUUAGAAAAAUAUCAAUGUGAAUUAUGGUGUGGAUUAUGGUGUGGAUUAUACCAUUACGUAUACGUCACAAAUACUUUGUUUACCAAAUACAUGUUGACAACAUCGCUUUUGAAAUAUUUCAUAUUUCAUUUUGUCUUAACAAAUUUCAUCCUUGUGAACGAAUGUUGACAUAUGGUUAGAAUAUCUUUAUGGAUUUGUUUAGUAAUGUGAAAAAAAAGUGAAGUUGUAAAUAGCAACAUAAUUCGACUGUCGUAAAAACGUAUUCUUUUUUUUUAACACCAAUUACUAUAAAAAGAGGAUAUCCCUCGUGUAACAAUCAAGUCGUCUGCAGUUACCAAGUGCCAUAGCAGUACAAUGUAACGUAGUUGACAGAAUAAGCCAAUCAAUGAGAUUUUUGGUGUACAAACUCCUCCCCCCGUUUAUUAGUGAAGAUAUCAUAGAAGGAUUACAUUGAUAAAUGUACAUUUAGUAUAACAUGUUACAAUGUAAGUUACACCCUGAGGAUUGUUUUUGUUUGUUUCUAUUUUUGUAUUUUAGUUAGCACCUUAUCUGACUUUUGUUUCUCACAAUGGUGGAAUAUGUAGCUGAGAGGUCAAAACCGCUUGGCUACGGAUUGGUCAUCUUACAAGAGGGCUUGAGUUUGAACCCUGACUCGAGCAGAGUUGUGCUUGCUGAGCGCCUAAUGGUAACACGGAAACCCUCUCCCAGAUACCCCCUCCCCCCCCCCAACUGGCUCACAAAAGAGAUUAGACCAGAGCUCACUAAGCAUGCUGCUACAUUAAAGCAAUUAAACCAAUAAAUUAUUCUCUACAUAAGAAUUUCGUUUAUCAAAUUUCAUCCAAAUAUCUAUUAUCAGUGUGACAACGGAGGAUAGAGGACUUCUUACCUUCUGCCAAGACCGCUCCUGUAAAGGUUAAAUAAGUAAUGUCAUUCUCUAAGAGAAUCGACCAUGCUAAAUGUUGUUGUGUUAACACAUGAGAACAAAGGAAGGGCGAGGUCCUAAAUGUAUAAAUUGUUGAAACAAAAUGUUAAAAAACAAUAAACUGGUUAUUCCCAAAGAAUCAAAUUGCUA